Acipenser ruthenus (sterlet) is the source of this 8130-nucleotide messenger RNA. It is a transcript of the gene pkd1l3, whose product is annotated as polycystic kidney disease 1-like 3. Gene Ontology annotation, biological process: detection of mechanical stimulus. The record is from RefSeq and is a predicted model, not a curated record. The transcript is spliced from 52 exons. Gene Ontology annotation, cellular component: membrane. Lineage: Eukaryota; Metazoa; Chordata; Actinopteri; Acipenseriformes; Acipenseridae. Bases 103 to 8130 code for a protein of 2675 amino acids. Gene Ontology annotation, molecular function: protein binding; calcium channel activity; calcium ion binding.
UCUUGUUUGGAGGCUGCUUCGGUCCUGCCACACUACCUCAUUGGACUGGACACACACACAUACAGCAGCACAGCGAGAGCGCUGCACAGUACAUUCAGAGUGAUGUUUCAGAGAUCAAUGCCCUCGGUGGCCCUAGUUGUCACCCUUAUUCUGGUUUUGGGGUGUAACACCCCUGCGGUACAGGGGAAUACCUGUGCUAAGGAAGAUAUGAAAUUUAAGGGAACAUGUUACAAGUUUGUCAAGCAGCCCGUGUCCUGGACACAAGCCCAGAAGUUUUGUAUCAGCAAAGGAGGGAAUCUGCUGCACUCUAUUGAUGGGGAGACAAAGGAGUUCCUCAAUCAGCAUCUGGACCAGGACCAGGCAUGGUGGGUCGGGAAGGACCUGUCAAAUGAGACUUCGAAAAUGAAACCAACCGACCCCCCUUCCUGGCUGCGGGGGUCAAGAGUUGACUCCUUCUGCACCUACAUCAUCCUUGACCCCACUUUACAGUUGGUGACCACAUCCAGAUGCAAUCUGAGGCUCUACUUUGUCUGCCAGAAAGAAUAUGAGGUAAAAAUCCGGAAGAGGCGUGACUCUAAUUCUACACAGACAUCUUAUUCUGAUACAAGUCAAUUCCAGAGAGCUCUGAACGUAACCAUGGAGAACAUGAGGAAACCAAACUUCAUCAUUGCCCAGGAAGAUAUGUUGCAGUUGGCUGAGAAGUUUUUGAACGCGGCAGAAAAGGAAGAUGAACAACCUUCAUUUACUCACAAGCUCCAGUACAUGAACAUCUUGUUGAACAGCUCUGCCAUGCUCCUUUCCAGAGAAGACCUGAACAAGAUGAGUGAAUUUAUCAUCAAAGGGGCCAAUUCAAUCCUAAUGUCCUCCAGAUCUGUCUGCCCCAAAGCAAAUGUCAUCUCUAAAGAGAUUGAAAUACUGUCAGAUCUGUAUAUGAAGAUCAUUGAUAAUAUCGAGCAGGCAAAACUGAAUGCAACUGAGCCUGGGGACCCUCCCUUCAUCACCAACACUGCAUUCUUCAGCUCCUACAUCUCCAGUGAAACAUUACAGGAUCUGGGCAACAUGAAUCUGUUUAUCAGUGACAAACAAGCAAGUUUUAUUUUGCCUGAUGUUGACACCAUGAAGUUAAAAAUAAAGACGGACCAGGCAAUCAAAAUACAGAUGAUGAGCUUUAAGCAUAACCCCUUCACCUGGCCGUCAAAGGAGAACAUCACUGGUACCGUGGCCAGCCUGUCAAUGAGUACUGCUGGACAACAGAUCGCCCUGAGCAACCUUACAAAGUAUAUUGAGAUUAUCCUCCCCCGUCCAGAGAUUCAAACCCCCCCCUUGACAUUUCUGAGCACCACCGGGAACCCUAUCAUCAUCACCCUCAACAUCACCAAUCCCAAUGAUACAGUCGUUGUCACUGUGGAGCCCAGCAUAACCGUCCUCCUGCAGCUGCACCUGGCACGAGGGUUCGAACCCACCUCAACAAAGUACCACUUCACCACCGACCUGUCAUUUAAUAAGCCAGCUGAUUAUCGCUGGUUGCUGACUCCAGAGAUGCUGAAUUCAGGAUUGGGGACCUGGUACCUCAAGGUCACUCCAGUUGAUUACACAGAAAAGAAAAACCUGACCUUCAGGGUGAUGACCUUCACCUCUCGUUGUUUGUUCUGGAAUCCAGGCAGCCAGGACUGGAGCGCCGAUGGCUGUAAGGUUGGCAUACGCUCUCAGCCCUGGGAGAUGCAUUGCCUGUGCAACCACCUGACGUUCUUUGCGAGCUCGUACUUCGUCAUGCCCAACACGGUGGACCUGUCACGCACGGCUGAGUAUUUCUCCACGAUCAAUCAGAAUUAUGUGGUGGUGUUGCUGGUCUCUGCCUUCUAUGCCCUCUACCUUGUCACAGUGGCUUGGGCCUGGUGGGAGGACAGGAAGGCGGUCAAGAAGAGGAACCUGACCCUGCUGACUGACAACAACCCCUGCGCUCAGUACCGCUACCUGCUGACUGUGUACACAGGGCAUCGGCGUGGAGCUGGCACCUCUGCCAAGGUGGUGGUGACUCUGAUUGGCUCGGAGGGGGAGAGUGACCCCCACCACCUGACUGACCCUGAGAAGCCUGUCUUUGAGAGAGGGGGGGUGGACAUGUUCCUGCUGACCACGCCCUUCUCGCUGGGGGAGCUGCAGACAGUGCGGUUGUGCCACGACAACUCAGGGGACUGUCCUGCCUGGUACGCAGUCAAGGUGGUGGUUAAGAACCUGCAAACAAUGCAGCGCUGGCACUUCCUGUGUAAUUCCUGGAUCGGCCAAGGGAAAGGUACAGGAGAACUGCAGAGGACCUUCACUCCCGCGCAAAAGAAUGAAAUUACCAGCUUCAGCAACAUAUUCCAUAGCAAGACGACAAGUGGGUUCAAAGAUCAGCAUAUCUGGAUUUCGGUUCUAGACCCACCCCAUCGCAGCCCCUUCACCCGGGUCCAGAGGGUCUCCUGCUGCAUGUCUCUCCUGCUCUGUACCAUGGCUGUCAACAUCAUGUUUUGGAACAUGCCUGUCGACCCCAAUUCCCCUGUCGUGUUCCAGUUUACUAGCGCAUUGGUGUUCACCAGCCAAGAAAUAAUGAUCGGAGUUGAGAGUGCGCUUCUCAUGUUUCCCAUAAACAUCCUCAUCAUCACCAUCUUCCGCAGUAUCAAGCCAAGAGAUCCCAAUUCCAAGAAAAGCAAAAAAAACGACCUUCCGAAAAAGAGCCCAUGCCCACAGACACCGUCCGAGGCCUUUGAAACUCUCCUUAAGGACACAAAGUUGCUAGUUGAUGCUCUCAGUAAAAAUAAAAAGAACAAUGUGCCACCGCUGGAUGGGGAUUUGACUUCAGGGACUGACUUCAACACGGCCCUGGACCUCAUCGAAAUGUUUAUCCUGCAGCUACAAGGAGAACAGAACCCCAGUGAGCCGCACUGGAUCCAUGCUAGUCGAUAUGUGUGCCUCAGCCUGAUGCACGUGUCUAAGGGUCUGGAAAACGUGGGGCCAGAAUUUUUCCCAUCCCCUGAGGCCUAUAAUUACUCUGCAAACAGAGUCAAACACAUGGUGCAGUACCUGGACCAAGUAUGCACCAAGCAAGCACCGGAGAGGCCCCCACCACCACCCAGCUCAAAGAAGAAGAAAGGCAAAAGUUGCAGUCUGCCCUGGUGGUUCGUGUUUAUUGGGUGGUUCAUGCUGCUGUCCAUUAGCGUCAUCUCCACCUUCUUCACCAUGCUGUAUGGCUUCAAAUAUGGGAAAGAGUCCUCUAUCAAAUGGGUGCUCUCCAUGGGGCUGUCGCUGUUUCAAAGCAUCUUCAUUCUGCAGCCGCUGAAGGUUGUGGGCCUUGCGAUUUUCUUUGCUCUGAUCCUGAAGCGAAUGGACGACGAGGAAAGUGAUGAGGUGGAGAAAAGUCUCUCAGAUCAAAACUGUUCCUGGGAGCAACUGAAAAGAGGAGUUGCACACGGGGGCUCCUGUUUCGAAUUGCUCUUUGAACGCCGUUCCUUUUAUGAGGCUCAGAGCCACUGUGAGGGCAAAGGUGGGCAUCUCGCCUUCAUCACCCAGGCAGAAACCCAGGCUUCUCUGCAGCUGCACCUUGAGCAUGGAACCGACUGGUGGAUUGGCCUAGCGCAUACAGCUCUUAACGGCAGCGAAUUCCAGAAAGCACCCCUGUCCUGGCUGGAUGGUACUGCUCUCUCUUUUACUAACUGGCUUGGGGCUGUCCAGCCACUACUAUUCUCCUCCCAGUGCGGCUACAUCCAGCACGAUUCUGGAUACCACUGGUCUCUCACCCCCAAUUGCACCCAGAAGCUCAGCUUCAUCUGCCAGUUUGGUCAGUGUCGUGAGGUGGGAGGGUGUAAAGUGACUGCUAGCUCGGCCCUUCUCCAAAAUCUCUGCCCCAACCUGGGAGGCUGCCUGCAGGUUGACUAUCACUGCAAGAAAGGACAGCCCAUCAGAACUCAAAGCUCCCUGGACUUUUUUGCUGUCCUGGAGGACUUGAUGCUGCAGUUCUUUGAUGUAGUUCAGACUCUCUCUUCCCCCAUGGAUUCGAUGAAUGCUGCUCAGAUCAUCAAGGGUCUCACCAAACCCACAUUCCUGCUCACCAUGAAAGCUCAGUUGACAGCCAGUCAGAUAUUGGAGGAACUCAGCUCUCAACAGCUCCAUUUGUCAGGUACCAAGUGUGUUUUGGUCAGCCAUCUGCUGGAGGCAGCCUUGGCUAUCUUCUAUGCAGCCGACUACAUCCUGGAGGCCAAGAGGUCCAACUUAGUCACUGAAAGCUGGGACCUACUCAACAAAAACCUAGCACAGGUGGAAUUGACUGAAUAUUAUGCUUUAACGGCUCUCCAUAAUAUCGAAACGACCCUGCUGAAACACAGUUCAUCAUCAUCAUCUCUGGGCUCAUACAGCAUCCAACAUCCUGCUUCCGUCAAUGUGACCUUCCCAGCAGUCUCUCUGGUCGAGGAGGAGCCCCGAGGGAAGCUUGGCAUCCAGUUCAGGAUGUUGGUGUUUCCCUUCAAUCCACUAUUCACAACCGCACGCCAUGACAUCAAUGGCACUGUGGCCAGCAUAAAGCUGACCAGAGGGAGGGAAGAGCUGAAAGUCAAAGGUGUUUCAAAAGACAUUGAGAUUUUCCUCUCAAGGCAUGUUUGCCAGGAUCCCACUGUGCGUCUGUCAACGAGUAGGAACGUGUUGACAGUGAGUGUGAAUGUGACAGCCCCUAUCAUAACCCUGGUGGUCUGUAUUGAGCCAGACAUCCCUGUCAACAUGACGAUGUACCUAGGGUUUGGGGUGCGGCCGCUGGAGGGGGUCAUCCUGGAGAGCGCCACCUUCCCCAAGCUGGGGUUAACAGGAGAACUAGCCUACACCUGGGUUUUGGAACCCCUCAGUCUAUCAAAAGGGGAAGGGGUCUACUUCAUCACUGCAGUAACCCAGAAGCCCAGCACUGCCCCGCACUCCACCCAGCCUUCCAAAAAUGUGACCUACAGCGUGACCACCUUCUCUACACAGUGCCUGUUCUGGAACACUAGCCUUGGAAAAUGGAGUGCUGAAGGCUGCAAGGUGGGCCCCAAGUCCACUCUGAAGUCGACGCAGUGCCUGUGCACUCAUCUGACCUUCUUCACCACCUCUUUCUUUGUCCAGCCGAACACCCUGGAUCUGCGCGACACGGUCAAGCUGUUUGCAGAUGUCUCCAACAAUCCUGUGGUGGUGGCGCUGGUGGGCGCGCUCUGCGGGGUCUACAUACUGUUAAUGGUGUGGGCUUGCAUCAAAGACCGCGGGGACAGUGCCAAGGUGAAGGUAACGAUUCUCAGGGAUAACAACCCUUUUGCCCGUUAUAACUACCUGGUCCAGGUUUUCACGGGACAUCGCUUCCAUGCCUCCACCUCUGCACAGGUAGUGUUGACUCUGAUUGGCUCGGAGGGGGAGAGUGAGCCCCACCACCUAACUGACCCUGAGAAGCCUGUCUUCGAGAGAGGGGGGGUGGACAUGUUCCUGCUGACCACGCCCUUCUCGCUGGGGGAGCUGCAGGGAAUACGACUGUGGCACCAUAACACAGGAGACAGUCCUGCCUGGUAUGUAAACAAGGUCUCAGUGUAUGACCUGGAAGCACAGCGAAAGUGGCCCUUCCUGUGCAAUUGCUGGCUGGCUGCAGACAUCGACGGCGCCACCCUGGACAGAGUCUUUCCCCCUGCCACUGAAUCUCAGCUGACCAUGUUCCGCUACCUGUUCAUGUGGUGGACGACGCAGAGUUUCGUUGACGGGCACUUGUGGAUGUCGGUUCUGACCCGGCCGGUUCGGAGCCGGUUCACCCGGGCCCAGCGGGUCUCGUGUUGCUUCUCUCUGCUGCUCUGCACCAUGCUCUGCAACAUCAUGUACUGGAACAUUACAUCUGGGCCUGACAGCCUCACCAUCGACCUGGGAAUCUACUCUUUCUCCUGGGCGGAUGUGAUGGUGGGGGUCCAGUCGGCUCUCAUGAUGUUUCCCGUCAACCUCUUGAUCGUGCAGCUCUUCAGACUGUCCAAGCCGAGGCCGCCCCGUGGCACAGAGAAAUCACACUUUGGAUGGGUUGUACUGCCCACUGCAAACUUUUACACAGGUCUUGGGAUUCGAAAUGAAAAACUGCCCUCCCCAUCCCCUGUGCCUCCUCGAGGGUGUGAGCUGCCCUGGUGGUUUGUGUAUCUGGGUUGGCUGUGCGUGUUUCUGACCAGCGGGCUAGCAGCCUUCUUCACGAUGAUGUAUGGUCUGAAAAUGGGUCGAGUGCAGUCUACACAGUGGCUGGUGGCCAUGGCUGUCACCCUGUUCCAGAGCAUCUUCAUCUUGCAGCCUCUCAAGGUCCUGACGAUGGCUCUGUUCUUGUCACUGAUCCUAAAGAAAAGGGACCCGGAUGGUGAGAAUAACGAGCCUCUCAAAAUCUGUGUCACAGACCCUGGAGACACAGUUUGGUUCUGCCAGGAUCGCAGUGACCCCCUGUAUCAGCCUCCUACCCCCCGACUCACCCAGAGCGCCAGAGACCUGCGGGAGCAGAAGAGGAGCUUGUACCUGCUGCUGCGUGACAUACUGGCUCAUUUGCUGUUCCUGUCCCUCCUCAUGGUCAUUGCCUACGCGGCGCGAAACCCAAACCAGUUCUACCUGUAUCGUGCCGUCCACAGCAGUACCUCUACCAACCUGGAGUGGGUGCGCGAGAUACAGGACUUCUACCCUUGGGCCAACACCACACUCCUGCCCAAUCUCUAUGGGGAGUACAGAGGGUUCAUCUCAGAUGGGCACUCCUGGCUGCUGGGCAGCCCACGAUUGCUGCAGGUGCGAGUGCGUGACAGGCCAUGCCCAGUGAUAAGCAAGACCCGGGAGCAGUGCCAUCCUUCCUACACCUCCACGGAUGAGGACACUGCAAACUAUGGGCCAGGCUGGACUAACAGCACUACAGGCAGGCAAUCAGGGCCGGGCCAGGCCUGGCAGUACCACACAGCAGCCAGCCUACAGAAGAACCCAGUAUGGGGCAGGCUAGCGCUGUACCAGGGGGGAGGCUACGCUGUGGAGCUGGGAACGGAGCGAGAGCAGGCAUACAGGGUACUGUCUCUCCUCUCUAAGGAGGGCUGGUUGGAUCAGCGCACCAGGGCACUCUUGGUGGAGUUCAAUGUCUUCAACGCUAAUGUGAACCUUUUCUGUGUGGUGACAUUGGCACUAGAGACCAGCGGAAUGGGAGGGGUCUAUUCCUCUUUGCUGCUUCACAGUAUGUCUCUGUACCUAAGCGUGGGAAGCAGCUCUCUAUUAGUCAUGGCAGCACACAUCCUGUACCUGAUCUUUGUCAUCUAUUACAUGGUUAUGCAGGGUCUCCUCAUGAAGGAACAGCGGCUGGCGUAUUUCAGGAGCCUGCUGAACCUGGUGGACAUGUCAAUCAUCCUGAUGAGCUGGACAGGGAUGGGGCUGUACAUCUCAACACUGGUGUUGGGAGACAGGCUCAUCAGCCAGUAUCAAGGAGACAGGACCAGAUUCGUCAGCUUCAACCAGGUGGUCCUGGUGGACUCUAUUUACAACUACCUCAUCGCCUUCCUGGUGUGUCUAGCCACGGUGAAGCUGUGGCACCUCCUGCGUCUCAACCCCAAGCUAUACCUCAUCUCCUCGGCUAUCCGCCGGGCCUGGGGGGAGCUGCGCCUCUUCCUCUUCAUCAUCGUCAUCCUGAUCAUCUCCUAUUCCAUCACCUGUAACCUGCUCUUUGGCUGGAGUCUGAGCUCCUACUCCACAGUCUCCCGCUCGGCCAUCACCAUCCUGUGUCUGCUGAUGGGUUCUUUCAACUACAAUGAGGUGCUGGCUGUUGACCAUAUUCUGGCAGUCGUGGUGAUUGGCUCGUGUAUCAUCUUCGUGGUCUUCAUCGCAGUGAACCUCUUUGUGUCCGUUCUGCUUGUGUCAUUUCAAAAGGAGAUCAAGAAUCCAACGCCCUGUGAAGAUACAUUUGUCAUGGAGAUCUUGCUGAGGAAGCUGGGCAGCUUGCUGGGGUUUAAUCCCCAGGGGUCUAAGAAGAAUACUGAACCUGCUGAGACAGAGAAAAACACAAAAAAGAAGGGGGCCCGACGCCCAGUAGCAGCAUUUGUCCAGCAGUGGCCCCGUGCAAAGCUUGAUUCCGGGGCCCCUAUUUUCUAUUCUUACCAGUAA